Porites evermanni is the source of this 2560-nucleotide messenger RNA. NCBI's taxonomy places the organism in Eukaryota, Metazoa, Cnidaria, Anthozoa, Scleractinia, Poritidae. The record is from the annotation of a GenBank genome assembly.
UGGGCGGUUUCGCCAUGGAAUCCAUGUUCCAAGACCUGUGGACCGGGCCUACAAUAUCGUUCAGUUCGCUGCAUACAUCAAGCCCCAGAUGGUACCAUUGGUGUGAGCCCCAGCCGUUUGUGCACCAGCGACAAACCUUCAGGUGUCCAAAAUUGCAUCAGGAAAGCGUGUCACCUUAGGUGGUUGGCGGAUCCGUGGUCACAAGUAAGUGGUUGAUUUGUCGAUCACUAACGCUAGUAAAUGUUUUCUAAAUCAUUUUUAUAAUGAUCUUCCAACGGUUCAAGUAGGGUAUUGCUCUAUUCCUACCAUCCUUUUUUUUAGUCGUAGCGGUUCAUAAUUGUUUUAGACAUGUUAACUCGUUCUCUUCCGAUUAUCUUUUCUGCUUUCACUGAGUACUUUGGUUUUUUAACGGGGCGGGGGUUGGGGUAAUUUAAAACGUUCCAAAUGUUGUUAUGCUAUAUAUAUGUUGAUGGAACAGGCCAUGGAUUUCUGUACGGUGUUACGGAGAUCUUUGCAUGUUCAUGUGAACUUUUCUGCUUCUGACUAGUUUCCGACGAAAAGUGGACACCGCAGGAAAAGCUUUAGUGGAAAACUUCACUCCACCCAUGUCACAGUUAUCAGCGGAAAGUGCUUCAUCUUGAUUUGACGUUGCCUUUAUUGAGCCGUGAAACUGCUAUGUGAAAAGAUAACAUUUUUGCCACACCGACAGAAGUACUUACCACAAGUGUAUACUUAUUGAAUAGAGGAAAAAUUAUUCUAUAAAACAGGGAGAUGAGUUGUUAUUUACAAUCACUUUCUGUCACUUUAGUGCCAUGGCCUUUGUGGUUUGGGAUAUAACCUAAGAAAAGUACGCUGUCCUGUCGAAGGGAAAUGCGCCCAGUGGAAGAGACCUGUUUCAAGAAAACCCUGCUUUAAAAGGCCUUGUUACUACUGGACCACUGGCGAAUGGGGCAGUGUAAGUGAAAGCCCUUCAUAUUCAACAAACAAGAUAUAAUGCUAAAAAUUAAAAUAUUUUCCGGUCCCAGCGUUAUCUCAGGAGGUAGGGCAAUGCAAGGAAUUCGAGUUGUUGGACGCCUGGUUCGAAUAUCUUAUGCUAACCAUCCUGUAAUUGACCUUACUCUCGAUUGGUCUGUGGAGUAAGAAGAUGUGGUUUUAACUCCUGCAGAGUCGGUAUUCAGGUUCUGAUAAAGACACGCCUUUGUCUCUCGAACAGGCAAACCUUAGCACCCCUCGGAUCAUCAUAUUUAUUGAAAUAACACCCGUACCUUCAGCAGGGUGCAUUAGUACAGAUUCUUUCACUAGUAAUUCACGUCUAAAUGCAUUUACAAUUGAAUGAAGUGGUAUUGUGACCCCUUUUUUUGUCCUCAACAGUGUUCUGCUGGGUGUGGUCUGGGAAAGCAAAGACGAACAGUGUCUUGUGUAAACAAGUUAAAUGGAAAAACCAGUAGCGCUUGUGACACAGGAUCAAAACCAGCGUUAUCUCGAAAGUGCAAAAUCAAGGAGUGCAGCAAAAUAGGUUUGUAUUGCAUGGGCACCAUUAGUAGUUCAUUUGCUGGAGAAUCCAUAAAGAGAUUCUUAACACUUUUUUCCUAAUUUUGGCCUCCUUUUACCCUAAAAUUUAAUUAUACAAUACAAUGGGUGAAGACUUCUUCUCAAACUCAUUAAUAAUUCAUAAAGAAAAUUGAAAGGAAAUGAAUGUUUAAUGAGUGUUUGGAUAUCGGAUGAAAAACUGCUCAUUUUUGCAUCCUUAAUUUCUCCUUCAAAAACUAUUUUGUUUGAGAAGAAAUAUCAAACAUUCGACACAGUGUUUCAUCACCAGAUGAAACACCUCGAAGUUCGUCAAAAAUAGUCCGCUACGCGUCGUAUUUUCAACCCUCUUCUCGGUGUUUCAUCUGGUGAUGAAACACUGCGUCUCAUGUUUGAUAUAUUACUUGCAAGUCUACAAAAUCAACGUUUCGUUAACCGAAAUGAAUGAUCUAGGUUGAUGGUCAUAGACACGUUUUAAAAUAACGGGUCACGAUGAAAAUUAACAUUGCGCAUCUGUGAUGGGAAAUUGUGACGUUGUUUUGUGAAAUUAUUAAAGUGGUCUGAAAUGCGAUCACAACUGUACGGAUCAAUCUCAUGUAGCAUAGUCAAGAGACGUCUUUUCCUCAGAAUAAGUUGACAACACAAUGAACUCUAUGGUUUGCCGGGGCUCUAGACUGCGCAUGCGUUCAAAGGUUCUCUCGGAUUGGUCUUUCUUUCUGGACUAAUUGUGUUAGUCCUUUCAGUCUUUACCAUGCUUUGCCACCUUCAUAGCCACUAGUUAACGUUUGCCUCGGUCCACAUAAAACAAGUAUCACCGAAGCAGUGUUAAUUGCUUAAGAAAACCAACCGUAAAUGGCCAUUCAAGAUCAAACUUUGGGUGUCUGAUUUUACAGAUUUGGUGUCCGAGACCGUUUGCAACAAAGACAAAUACAACAGAAAGCAGUGUCAAACAAUAGUAAAGUAUAACCUCUGCACGACCAGAGUGUGGCUGGAACUUUGUUGCAAGACAUGUCAAGAUGCCAGGCGACUAUGA